UCUGAUCUGGCCAGUGCCCACCUGGCCUCACAGCGACGCCAUGGCGUCGUCGUUCAAUGUGAAUCACAGUUCGACGGCCGGCCGGGCGUCGCGUAUUCUGGCCAGAGAUGACGAGCCGGUCGAGCUAGCCGCCAGCUAUACGUGCACCGGCGCACGCCGCGACCUUCUCCUCUCGCCCCUAUAUAACCUCGCGCCCGAUGCGUAUCCCGUGCUUCGUCCACGCAAACUCCGAAACCCGUGCGCCACUCAAGAGCUUUACGACGUUGCUUAGUUAGCCAUGGCACCGGAGCGACGACGUAGCGCCGCCGCCCCGACGCUGCCGGCGCUUCUUCUGGUGCUGCUCUCGUGUUGCUGCUGGUGCGGCGCCACCGCGGCGCGGCCAGCGCCUUCCUCCGGCGACGCCCUGCCGCUGCCGGGCUUCAUCAAGUCGUGGUGCGCGGGGACGGAGUACCCGGCGCUGUGCGAGGCGACGCUGGCCCCGUACGCGGCGGCGGUGGGGUCCAGCCCGGCGCACCUGUCGUGGGCGGCGCUGACGGUGACGCUGGGCGGCGCGCGGGCGGCGACGGCUGCGAUGAAGGCGAUGGCGGGCGCGGGCCACCUGGCGCCGCUGGGCGCCGAGGCCGCGCGGGACUGCGUCAGCAUGCUCGGGGACGCCGAGGACCUGCUGGAGCAGGCGGUGGACGCCAUGGCGCGCCUCUGGAAGGGGAGGAGCGGGCAGCAGGCCGGGACCGGGUCGACCGGGAGCAGCAGCCGGGACGUGAGGUUCCAGCUCGACAGCGUGCAGACGUGGGCGAGCGCCGCGCUGACCAACGACGACAUGUGCGUCGAGGGGUUCAAGGCGGAGGCCGCGGGCGGCGGCGGCGUCAGGGAGGCCGUGCGCGGCCACCUCGUCGGCGUCUCCCACCUCACGGCCAACGCGCUCGGCAUCGUCAACGCCAUGGUCAAGCAGAUACCGUAGGUGGUGGUGUGUGCACGUGUGUAGCAUGUGGUGGGUUGCCUUGUGCAUACUUACGUAUACGUUUUCCUACUAUAUACAGUAUACGUUUCUGAUCUGUGUGAUGUUUGUUGUCUGAGAUCAUAGUGAUUAGUAGCAUGAUCGUAUCUGAUUCUGAUUUAUUGGUGGUUGGCAUUUGGCAAUGGAAAAAUCACGGAUUCAUUGUCGUGUA
Molecule: messenger RNA, 1166 nt
Organism: Setaria italica (foxtail millet)
Lineage: Eukaryota; Viridiplantae; Streptophyta; Magnoliopsida; Poales; Poaceae
Product: 21 kDa protein
Exons: 1
Coding region: 278-958 (226 amino acids)
Biological process (GO): negative regulation of catalytic activity
Molecular function (GO): enzyme inhibitor activity
Source: RefSeq, a predicted model, not a curated record